Molecule: messenger RNA, 341 nt
Organism: Prorocentrum cordatum
Lineage: Eukaryota; Dinophyceae; Prorocentrales; Prorocentraceae
Source: the annotation of a GenBank genome assembly
GCAAGCCCUCGCCAAGUACGAGAUGGUCAUGCCGGAUGGCGGCGUCGGAGGGGCCUUCGCCCUCGAUGCGGGUGCCAGUGGAUAUGCGACGAGGCCAGCAGCGUCGGCUCUUCGGCGCGUUGGGGUCGUGGCCGUGGCGUUUGACGCUGCGAAGGCGUUCGAAGACGAGCUGCCGACAGACGAGCGCGCCAACUGCGAGGGCAAUGCUGGCGCGGGCGCGACGCCCGCGGGCCCUCGCGAGGGCGACGGGGCCACGCUGCUGAUGUGCAUGUCCUGCCUGGCGGUGCUGGCGACGCCCGGCCAGUCCUGGAAGUCGGGCCGAGGGGAUCCGCCAGUGCGGG